Messenger RNA from Aspergillus bombycis, 3666 nucleotides. Its product is annotated as translation initiation regulator (Gcn20). Bases 1 to 3666 code for a protein of 1221 amino acids. Gene Ontology annotation, molecular function: transmembrane transporter activity; ATP hydrolysis activity; ATP binding. The transcript is spliced from 10 exons. Gene Ontology annotation, biological process: transmembrane transport. Gene Ontology annotation, cellular component: membrane. NCBI's taxonomy places the organism in Eukaryota, Fungi, Ascomycota, Eurotiomycetes, Eurotiales, Aspergillaceae. The record is from RefSeq and is a predicted model, not a curated record.
AUGGAGGCAGAGCUCCAGUCGCAGAUUCCAGGUCUCGACCAUGUGAUCUCAGAAUACUCUGUGGGCUACCUGACACAUGCUUCAAGGGCAUAUGUCGAGGACGCAAAUGCCCCGUCACCAUUGGCAGAAGCCGCUGACAUGGUCACUGAACUUCUGGUUUCUGCAUCCGGAGAUUUCUCCGACAAAAAUGAAAAAGCUAUUCGGAACUUAGUGGAAAAGUUCAUUUCUUCUUUGAGUUCUGCGGACGGUGUCGAUGCGGAGCGGAGGCAAAUGCCAUUCACUGCUAAGAAGCUAGAUCAGGCCAUCAAUGUUGGGUCCCAGAGAAACAUGUCCUCGACUUUGGGACUUGCUGGUGGAAAUGUCGACUUGGAAUCUGCCAACAGCAGAAAAGUAGAGUCCCGCGUAGACCGCAAGAAGCUUGAAAAGGCAGAGCGAAAGAUCCGUGCCAAGCAGGAGAAAAAGCAAAUGAAGAUGGUGCAAUACGAAUCGUCCCGUCUCCUCGACCAGCCAGAUAGCACCAUGUCUUAUGAGGAGUUUUUCAUGGCUGUUAACCCGCUCCAGCUGGGCUCAGAUUCUGCAGCAAAGAGCAAGGACAUUAAGAUCGAUAGCAUUGACACCUCUGUUGGUGGUCAUCGAAUCUUGACCGACGCUUCACUUACCCUGGCGUACGGUCGACGGUACGGUCUUGUCGGUCAAAAUGGUAUAGGAAAGUCUACUCUUCUGCGGGCCUUGAGCCGUAGAGAAGUCGCAAUCCCAAGCCAUAUAUCGAUUUUGCAUGUUGAACAGGAAAUCAUGGGUGACGACACUCCUGCUCUGCAAGCGGUUCUGGACGCAGACGUAUGGCGAAAGCGUCUUCUCGCAGACCAAGAUAGAAUUACGAAACAAUUGACUGCUCUAGAAGCGGAACGAUCUUCGAUGGCAGACACCUCUACAGAUGCCGCCAGGCUUGACCACGAAAGGGAGGGUUUAGACAUAACCUUAAGUGAUAUCCAUUCCAAACUUUCAGAAAUGGAAUCGGACAAAGCCGAAUCGCGAGCUGCUAGUAUAUUGGCUGGUCUUGGCUUUUCACCCGAAAGACAACAGUUUGCAACAAAAACCUUUUCUGGUGGUUGGAGAAUGAGAUUAGCUCUAGCGCGAGCUCUAUUCUGCGAACCAGACUUGCUUCUUCUAGAUGAGCCCUCCAACAUGCUGGACGUUCCGUCCAUUACAUUCUUAUCCAACUACCUCCAGGGAUAUCCUAGUACUGUUCUUGUGGUCUCGCACGACCGGGCUUUCUUAAAUGAGGUUGCUACCGACAUUGUACAUCAACACUCCGAAAGGCUGGAUUACUAUAAGGGAGCCAACUUCGACUCGUUCUAUGCUACGAAGGAGGAACGGAAGAAGAAUGCGAAGCGUGAAUACGAAAAACAAAUGGCAGAAAGAGCACAUUUGCAAGCAUUCAUCGAUAAAUUUAGAUACAACGCGGCUAAGUCAUCUGAGGCGCAAUCUCGAAUCAAGAAGCUCGAGAGGAUGCCAGUCUUGGAAGCCCCAGAGAGCGAUUACGUUGUGCAUUUCAAAUUUCCAGACGUCGAGAAGCUUUCUCCCCCCAUUGUACAGAUGUCCGAGAUUGCCUUCGGUUAUUCCAAGGAUAAACCCCUUCUAAGAAAUGUUGAUCUCGAUGUGCAACUUGACUCUCGGAUAGGAAUUGUUGGACCGAACGGUGCUGGUAAAACCACAGUUUUGAAGCUGCUAACUGGCCAGCUUGAGCCAACUUCUGGCCUUCUUUCGCAACAUGCCCGCUUACGUAUUGGAUACUUUGCCCAACAUCACGUUGAUGCUCUGGACCUGACGACCAGUGCGGUAAGCUUCAUGGCGAAGACCUAUCCAGGAAAGACAGAUGAGGAAUACCGCAGGCAUUUGGGAGCAUUUGGAAUCACUGGAAUGACUGGACUUCAAAAGAUGGAGCUCCUGUCUGGAGGACAAAAAUCUCGUGUCGCAUUUGCUUGCUUGUCGUUGACAAACCCACACAUUUUGGUCCUUGAUGAACCUUCCAACCACUUGGAUAUUGAAGGUAUGGAUGCAUUGUCUGAAGCAUUGCAGAGGUUCGAAGGUGGUGUCGUGAUGGUAUCCCACGAUGUGACAAUGUUGCAGAAUGUCUGUACUAGUCUUUGGGUCUGCGACAAGGGAACAGUAACCAAGUUCGAUGGCACCGUCAACGCCUACAAGAAGAUGAUCAGUUCACAAGCCAAUGAAGCAGGGGUGAUUUCCUCAACGCUCGUAUCAAUCGACACGGAUCUCUCCAACCGCGAUCUUACAACACUAGACAAAAGCCUGAUAACAUCUUGCACAAGCUUGUUUGCUUUGGUUGCGAGUCCCCUUGCUGGGAUUCUGGCCGACAGGCUCGGUCGCCGAAAGGUUAUAUUCGUUGCAGAUGUGCUGUUCGCUCUAGGAGCCUUUGUGCAAGCGACCUCCAAUGAAGUAUGGAGUAUGAUUGCUGGUAGAAGUAUUGUUGGAUUAGCUGUCGGCGGCGCGAGCUUGGUCACUCCAAUAUACAUCUCCGAAUUGGCACCAUCCAAUAUGAGGGGCAGACUGGUGACGAUUCUCUCCUUGUUCAUCACCGGUGGCCAAGUUGUAGCAUACAUCGUGGGUUGGCUCUUUUCCUCGAUUGAUGGAGGAUGGCGCUGGAUUGUCGGCCUUGGAAUACUUCCCGCACUUUUCCAGCUUGUUAUCCUCACCGCUCUACCUGAAACGCCCCGAUGGCUGGCACAAGCAGGAUUCGAAACAACUGCUAUAGUGGUGCUGGAGAAGAUCUACCAGGGCCACCCAGACAGUAAGUACGUCGCUAAACAAAUAUUACGGGAAAUACAGCAGGAGGUAGCAGAAGAAUGGUUGGGCUAUCGUGAUAGUUCUUCUGAGGCCGGCAAAAAGGGGAUUCACUACAUCUCGCAGCGCAUCAAAGACCUCUUCUACAUUGGUGGCAAUAGAAGAGCUUUGAUAAUAGCAAUGAUGCUGCAAGGUUCGCAGCAGCUCUGCGGUUUCAACAGCCUUAUGUACUUCUCCGGCCUCAUAUUUUCAUUUCUCUCCUUUUCGUCGCCGACACUCACGUCGCUGUCAGUGGCCACGACUAACUUUCUUUUUACAUUGCUUGCAUUUAUCUACAUCGAUAGAAUCGGCCGACGCCGAAUCCUCCUUUAUUCCAUACCUAUCAUGACACUAUCUCUCAUCGUUUGCGCAAUAGCAUUCUCUUUGGUAUCAUCAAAUUUGUCCUCUUAUCCACAGACCAGUGCAGGGUCCAGCGACACCGUGACGGGUGAUCUAACGCUCCCUAUCGUUAUUCUUUUGUGUCUAACUGUUUACACCGCUUCUUACGCCUUCGGGCUUGGCAAUGUACCCUGGCAGCAGUCCGAGCUGUUUCCUUUAAGUGUACGGUCUCUCGGGUCUGCACUCGCUACAGCAACGAACUGGGCCUCAAACUUCAUUGUCGGGCUUACUUUUCUACCCAUGAUGGAACUGUUGUCCCCAGGGUGGACCUUUGGGACAUAUGCCGUCGUCUGUGCAGUUAGCUGGUUUGGUGUGUGGUCGAUCUAUCCUGAAAUGAGUGGACUCGGUUUAGAAGAGGUUAAGGAACUUCUCGCAGAUAGCUGGGGUGUCAAGGAAAGUCUGGGGAGGACCCGCAACAGCUCCUAA